Messenger RNA from Hippoglossus stenolepis (Pacific halibut), 1187 nucleotides. Its product is annotated as class II histocompatibility antigen, B-L beta chain-like. Gene Ontology annotation, molecular function: MHC class II protein complex binding. NCBI's taxonomy places the organism in Eukaryota, Metazoa, Chordata, Actinopteri, Pleuronectiformes, Pleuronectidae. The transcript is spliced from 5 exons. Gene Ontology annotation, cellular component: membrane; MHC class II protein complex. The record is from RefSeq and is a predicted model, not a curated record. Gene Ontology annotation, biological process: immune response; peptide antigen assembly with MHC class II protein complex; antigen processing and presentation of exogenous peptide antigen via MHC class II.
UCCAGUGGUGUAGAAAUAAUUCAUACCCUGGACUCUACAGGUGCAUUGACCCAGCGACUGAGCUCAAAUGACAGAGGAGAGAGAUCAAAUCCUGAAUGAGGAAUUACUUUUGAGAAGUGGCAGUGAUUUGAUCACCACAGUAACCGGAAUGCCAUCGCACUGGAAGAGAAACUAGGUUUCACCACAUCCUACAAAACGUUUUAAGCUUGUAAACAAAAGAGUUUUGAUAAAACCUGAAAGAUCAGUUCAUGUUUAAAAGAUGACGGGAGUUUAUUUCCUGCAGAGUGUCGCAGUCUGUGCUGUUCUGCUCUGCACUGCAGCAACAGAAGGUAGCUACGUGUUUCAGGGGAUAUGUGACUGCGAGUAUGGAGACAACAUCACCGACGUGGUUUUCUUGGUGAAAAACGUAUUCAACAUGAAGCUCAACACCUUGUACGACUCCCGGGUCGGGAAGUACGUGGGCUUUGGAGAAUUUGGCAUGAAAAACGCAAAUCACUACAACACUCAGGAUUAGAAAAUGGCCUUGAGAAGAGUUCAAGUGGAAAUUCUCUGCAGAUACAAUGCGAGGCUGUUCAGACGGAGCACGCUGGACAGAACAGUGCCGCCGGUUGUCAGGGUCCAUCACACCGAGCCGGCUGACUACGGGGUGCGGACGAUCCUCCACUGCAGCGUCUUGGGCUUCUACCCUCAGAAAGUGCAGGUGAGCUGGCUGAGGGACGGGGUGGAGGCCUCCAGCGACGUGUCGUCCACUGACGUCCUGGCCAACGAGGACUGGAGCUUCCAGGUCCAGUCCUACCUGGAGCUGACGCCCAAGAGGGGGGAGAGGGUGAGCUGCAGGGUGGAGCACAGCAGUCUGCCACAGAGCCUGGAGGUGGACUGGGACACCUUUGCUCUGGAUCUGAAAUGUGUGAAGUUGACAGUGGGGAUCCUCGUCUUCUUCGUCGGCCUCUGUGCAGCUGCAGGUGGAGCAGUUUACUUCUGGUGGAGACGGAGGUUUGACUUCAGCCCAGUUGACAGACAAGGACAAACAUCGUCAUGUCUUUCAGAGUUUUAGUUUUUCUUCAACUGAGGAAAGUUGCAGUUGUGAUGAUGAUGUCUUAUUAUCAUAUUGCCAAUCAUAUGUGAAGCACUUUGAAUUGCACUAAUCUGCAGGAAAGGUUCUAUGUAAAUAAAGUUUGCACACAAUU